GCGUAUCGUAUAGUUGUUGUUCAGCCGUUCGUGAAGUUGGUCCACUAUGUGCGUCGUCUUGUAAAUGCGUAAGAUGAAAGAAAGAUCUAAAAGUGAAAGUAAACCAUUCGUACUCUUAUGACUGUCAUACUUACGACAACUGUGCUAAAUGUGAACAUAUCCGUAUUAUUUAGUGUUAAAAAAUCAUCCAAGAACCAUCCCAUAUCAUCAUACCACAAUGACGUACACCACAAUGAGUGUCAUCAAGAAACGUUCCGGCCUGACCAGCUCAGCCAUUAACAGUAACAACCUGGCCACGGAGGCGAACCAGCGGGAAAAGGUGGUUGCCCAGUCGUCGAAAGCGAUCGGGGAGAUUACGCGCACCCAUCCGACGGUGUACCUGAUCUUCGUGAGCUUGCUGCUAGAUUUGCUGGCCUUCACCAUGAUCCUACCCCUGUUGCCGUCCAUGCUAGAGUUUUACAAGAAGAAUGACGUGGGUGGAUUGUAUGGAUAUUUGUCGGAGAGUAUCCGAAGCUUCCAGGAGUUGGUUGGUGCGCCUCAGCGGUUCAACUCGGUUCUUUUCGGUGGUGCCUUGGGAUCGAUGUACAGCCUGUUGCAGUUCAUUGUGAGUCCGAUAGCGGGCGGCUUGUCGGACAUUUACGGCCGGAAGCCCGUAAUGAUUGUGUGCGCGGUCGGAAUCGCUGCCUCGUAUGGACUGUGGGCGUACUCGCACAACUUUUUACUGUUUGUUCUGGCGCGAUUCGUGGGUGGUGUGAGCAAAGGGAACAUCUCCAUCUGUAUGGCGGUCAUUACCGAUGUAUCGAACCACCAAAAUCGAGGCAAAGCGAUGGCCCUGGUUGGAAUUGCUUUCUCCUUGGGAUUUAUAGUUGGUCCAAUGAUUGGUGCCAUUUUCUCACGGUUUGCUGACAAAACUACCUCACACUGGUUCUGGCUGCCAGCCGUUUUUGCCAUGGGAUUGGCACUGCUAGAUGUGGUGUUCAUUGUCACGUGUGUGAAGGAAUCCUUGCCACGGGAGAAACGUUCCAAGAAAAUCAUCAACACGCUCUCACAUGCCAUCGAUCACAUCAGUAUUCCUGCGUUGUUCAAAUUUUCCGCAGUUCAGAAUCUCUCCAAACGUGAUAUCAGUUCGCUGCGCAGCCUGGGACUGGUCUACUUCGUCUACUUAUUUAUUUACUCUGGACUAGAGUUCACCGUAACAUUCCUUAUGUACCAUAAAUUCAACUACACUUCGAUCGAUCAGGCUAAAAUGUUCCUUACAACUGGUGUAAUAAUGGCACUUCUUCAAGGUUCCGUUGUGCGCAGGUUGCCACAAAGACUCACACAAAUUUCCGCCGUAUGCGGACUGUACUUAAUCAUUCCUGCAUUUAUUGUCGUUGGAAUCGCUGAAACAUCCCCGAUGCUGUACCUUGGAAUGAUCCUUUUUGCCAUAUCAACUGCAUUCGUGGUAACGUGCAUGACCACACUCACCUCCAAAUACGGCGACUUUCACCAAAAGGGAACCGUUUUGGGAGUGUUUCGGUCUCUUGGUGCCUUAGCACGUGCCCUCGGUCCGAUCGUGGCCUCAAUCGCCUUCUGGAGCAUUGGCUCGCGCAUUACCUACAUCGUUGGUGGAAUCCUGUUGCUCUGUCCAACGUUGAUGAUGCAGCGAUUGAAGUUGUCCUAAAAUGGAGCGACAACUACUUUAAGUACUUAUCAUCAUUCGUUCGAACACGUCCAUCUAUGAUUGAAAAUCAUUGAAAUACUCCGUCGUACAGUAUUUGAUACACUUUUCACUGUUUGUUAGCUAUUUAGAGCUGUUUAUAUUUUUGAGAUAUAAUAAAUUUACAAAUUUAUUUAAAA
This is a messenger RNA of Culex quinquefasciatus (southern house mosquito), 1839 nucleotides long. RefSeq names its product major facilitator superfamily domain-containing protein 10 (gene rtet). Gene Ontology annotation, biological process: transmembrane transport. Bases 218 to 1663 code for a protein of 481 amino acids. Gene Ontology annotation, molecular function: transmembrane transporter activity. The record is from RefSeq and is a predicted model, not a curated record. Gene Ontology annotation, cellular component: brush border membrane. The transcript has 5 exons. NCBI's taxonomy places the organism in Eukaryota, Metazoa, Arthropoda, Insecta, Diptera, Culicidae.